Messenger RNA from Varroa destructor (honeybee mite), 495 nucleotides. It is a transcript of the gene Ufm1, whose product is annotated as Ubiquitin-fold modifier 1. The record is from RefSeq and is a predicted model, not a curated record. Lineage: Eukaryota; Metazoa; Arthropoda; Arachnida; Mesostigmata; Varroidae. Gene Ontology annotation, cellular component: nucleus; cytoplasm. Gene Ontology annotation, biological process: protein K69-linked ufmylation.
ACAAGUGCUGGCACACCAUACGAUCACACUGUUGCUAUUGGCUACUCGGCGCUGAAUACUUAAGCGACCAUCUGUUCUAUAUCGAGUUCUCGAAUUCGCUUGGCCUAUCAGUCGUAGCAAUAUCCACAGAGCGAGAAGAGUCUCGUCCAAGGGCCAAUAAAAUGUCUAAGGUUUCAUUUAAAAUUACGCUCACAUCGGAUCCAAAACUACCGUUUAAAGUGCUUAGUGUCCCGACACAGACGCCGUUUACAGCAGUGUUGAAGUUCGCAGCGGAAGAAUUCAAAGUUCCUCCUGCAACAUCAGCGAUUAUCACCGAUGACGGUAUAGGCAUCAACCCCGCGAACACUGCCGGGGACGUAUUUCUCAAACACGGCUCAGAGCUUCGGCUUAUCCCCAGAGACCGAGUGGGCUCGCGGAGAUUGCAAUUUAUUUGAAGAAUAUAAAUUUCAAUUGAAAAAAAUUAUUUUCUUGGUGCUUAAAAUAAACGUUUAGAAG